Sapajus apella (tufted capuchin) is the source of this 828-nucleotide messenger RNA. It is a transcript of the gene SPACA3, whose product is annotated as sperm acrosome associated 3. The coding region runs from base 92 to 730 and encodes 212 amino acids. Gene Ontology annotation, molecular function: lysozyme activity. The record is from RefSeq and is a predicted model, not a curated record. Gene Ontology annotation, cellular component: sperm flagellum; acrosomal vesicle. Gene Ontology annotation, biological process: fusion of sperm to egg plasma membrane involved in single fertilization. NCBI's taxonomy places the organism in Eukaryota, Metazoa, Chordata, Mammalia, Primates, Cebidae. The transcript is spliced from 5 exons.
AACAUUGGGUGCCUGGGGCCCUGGCACAGUCGUGGGGGCAUCCUGAGCUGAAGCAGGGUUUUGGGCACCUGCUGCUGCUGCCAUUGUCACCAUGGUCUCAGCUCUGUGGGGAGCACCGUUGAUCAGGGUAUGCUCAAACCCCGUGUCUUCUCCUUCUGUGAAUGGACCGCUGAGGCUGGUGAGCCGCCUGUCAUCCCAAAGCUCAGCUCUGAGCCAGAGUGGUGGUGGCACCACCUCUGCCGCCAGCACAGAAGCCAGGAGCAGGGCUCUCAGACGGCCAGCUGGGACCAUGUUGUUGGCCCUGGUCUCUCUGCUUAGCUGCCUGCUCCCCUCCAGUGAGGCCAAGGUCUACAGUCGCUGUGAACUGGCCAGAGUGCUGCAGGACUUCGGGCUGGACGGAUACCGGGGAUACAGCCUGGCUGACUGGGUCUGCCUUGCUUAUUUCGCAAGUGGUUUCAACACAGCUGCUGUGGACCACGAGGCUGAUGGAAGCACCAACAACGGCAUCUUCCAGAUCAGCAGCCGGAGGUGGUGCAGAAACCUCACCCCGAACGUCCCCAACAUGUGCCGGCUGUACUGCUCAGAUUUGUUGAAUCCUAAUCUCAAGGAUACUGUCAUCUGUGCCAUGAAGAUCGCCCAAGAGCCUCAGGGUCUGGGUUACUGGGAGGCCUGGAGGCAUCACUGCCAGGGCAAAGACCUCACGGACUGGGUGGAUGGCUGUGACUUCUAGAUGAACGAGACCACGCACAGCAGGCUGGGAAAUGUGGUUUGGUUCCUGAGCCAGGCUUGGGAAGACAAGCCCACGAAUAAAGUGUGGUUGAACGUGAA